Molecule: messenger RNA, 952 nt
Organism: Phlebotomus argentipes
Lineage: Eukaryota; Metazoa; Arthropoda; Insecta; Diptera; Psychodidae
Product: protein THEM6
Exons: 4
Coding region: 238-837 (199 amino acids)
Source: RefSeq, a predicted model, not a curated record
ACGAUCAUCUAUUUGGAUUCCAUCGUCAGUCAGUGCAGAACCGUGGAAUGUUGCGGACGUAGUUUAUAGUGAAACGCCUAUCGCACGACUCAGCAGGUGAACACCUCGCGAUGAGUGACUUUAUCUAACACUUUCCCCUAAGCUGUGCUCCACACAACACACACCCCAAAAGUUCCUCUCAUCUUGUGUUGAUUCUGAGCACUCCGGCGAAAUCCGUAGGAAGAAGUUCUCUCUAAAAUGGUCUGCAUGUGCCUUCCUGUCCUCUUGCUCAUCCUCUACAUCAUCUGGGAUGUGAAUUACUUUAUACGAGUCAUCUUCACUGUUGGCCUGGGACGUUUGCUGCAAAAGAAAGUCAAAAUUACUGACAAGACCACCAUAUACGGUUUCUGUACGACUCAAGAUGUUGACAUUUUCAUCAGGCACAUGAAUAAUGCUAGGUACCUCAGAGAAUUGGAUUUUGCCCGAUUUCACUACUACGGCCUCACUGGACUGUACGAGGAGGUGAAAAAGACGGGCGGCGGAGCCGUUCAAGGAGCCUCCAAUAUCCGGUACCGCCGCACUAUUCCCAUCUUCAAUGCCUACAGAGUGGAAACGAAGCUGAUCUGGUGGGAUGAGAAAGCAAUCUACUUGGAGCAGAAAUUCAUUACCACAGCCGAUGAUUUCGUCCGCGCUGUGGCCAUCUCCAAGCAGUGCAUCACCAAAGUGAACGUCCUGGAGCUGAUCGCCAAGUUUCCCGGCGGUGAAGAACGUCCUGCGUGUCCACAAGAGUUGUCUCUUUGGCUGGAAGCCUCCGAAAUCUCCAGUCAGAAGUUGCGCAGUGGCAAGAAGAGCGAUUAACAACAGCACUUCUUAACAACAGUUGUUUUUCUACAAAAGAUAUGAAAAAAAGAAAAAAUUGUUAACCGAAAAAUCUACGUAAAACCAAUAAAAACUACAAAACAUUUAUGAAAAA